Messenger RNA from Zeugodacus cucurbitae (melon fly), 2413 nucleotides. RefSeq names its product transcription factor stalky (gene Jabba). NCBI's taxonomy places the organism in Eukaryota, Metazoa, Arthropoda, Insecta, Diptera, Tephritidae. The record is from RefSeq and is a predicted model, not a curated record. The transcript is spliced from 9 exons. The coding region runs from base 410 to 2245 and encodes 611 amino acids.
AAAAGACGGAUCGAAAUCUACUUUCAAGCUGCCCACAACAGACCAACGAAUGGCUUUCGUUGUCCAUCAGCAAUCAGUCGGAAAUUGUACGGAUGCACAAGUUGCUGAAACGCGUUACCGUUCAGGUGGUGAAAGAAAUGUGCUAAAGUAGGAGGACUUAAUUGUUAAUUUAAGCACAAUCAAGUAAUAAACGCAAGUGAUAAGCAAAUACAACGGCGAUAAUAGAAAUAAAAACAUUAAAAUACAAAUUAAAAAAUUAAAAACUUUUUAAAAAGUAAAAAAAGUGCAGGUGCAACUGGCGUGCCGAAAUAUAUAUUUUGUGUGUGUAUUUGUGAAGAACGGAAUUUAAGAAAUUAAAUUCGUUUUGUUUGAAUUCUACGUUUAUAAUUGUUUAAGUUUCCUACUUAAAAUGGUGCUAGAAACCAGCGUCGAUCCAAAACCGGAACAGCAGCAGCAGCAGCAACAACGUCAAACAGACGGUGUGGAUGAAGAACCGGAACCGGUGAUCGGAGUUACCACAAGUGGCAGCAUAAUCUUCGAUAAAGCUUACCAAAUGAUGGAGCGAUUCUCAUCGAUGCGCAUCGGACAAUUUGUGUUGGAGCGUGGUGAUCGAGUACUGCGUGUUUUUGAGGACACGGCCAAAUGGAGUUUGCCACAAGACAAGGCCGAUGAAACCUUGGUACGUCCUUUGCCAUGGCUCCCGUUCCUCUUCUUGAUCGUGUUCUUACGUCAGCUACGCAUUUGGCUCUCGCUGGUAGCACUACUGAUCGGUGAUGGUCCAGUGACCGCUAGCAGUCUGGUCUAUUUUAUACAGACGCGUCGUCGCAAAUUGCGCUCCAUACGCAUGCAUGGGCUGAAGGCCAUACAGCAGCGCGAGGAAGAGCGCAAAGCUGCGGAAAGUGAUCAUAACAGUUUAGUGGUGCGAUUGAGUAAAUUAUUCACCACGGCUAUGUGCCGACCGCGCAUACAUUGUGAACCAGCAGGUGUGGUGUUUUCGGCGAACAACCCUGCUAUGCAGGAAUUGCUAAGGCCCAUCGAAUCACCACGUUUCAGAUUUAAUAAACGUCAACGUGAGGAUGACAGUCCCGAGGUGGAAUUGAGCUGUUCACAGCUAUUAACCAAAUAUGCCAAUGAGAACUCCGAUGAUGACUCUGAUUAUAUACCGAUACUGGAAGAUGAAGAUACCAAUAAUGAAUCGACUAUAUCCGCUAAUACCUCUAACGAUACGCAAGGUGAAUAUAGCAUGUUUUAUAUUCCCCUAAUUCAGGAUACAAGCGAUGAGAAUGCCAAAGAUCUAAGCUUUACCGAGAAAAAAGAUAUAAAAGACGGUAAAUCACCGAGGGAAAAGAAAGUACCAAUAAUUGAGAUUAAUGCCAAAGAAGCGGGAAGUACUUCGACACCCAAUAAUGAGCAUAACGAUAAGAAAGGGCAGGCAGCUCAAUCGGUGAAUGAUAAAACAAUAACCAAAUCACCGCAAACACCACACACACCGCUGGAUAAUGGACAGAGUAAAAGUGGCAAAAGCGUUGGGCCGGGAGAAGAGGCGGCAGUCGUACAAACACAGGCCGCGCAUGAGAUCACAAAAUCUCAAAGUGAGAAAUUUUUUACACUUUUAAAUGGUCACAAUGAUGAGCAAAAGAAAGCAACGCCGGGUCAUGAAAGCGCCGCUCACACCAAACCGCACCUACCGCCAUCGUUGCUGGGCAAUGUUGUUGCCAAUGCAAAUCCCAGUGAUGGAACAUACAAAGAUGCUAAUGAUGCUUGUUCUGCUAAUCCAAUUGAUAUCCCAACCAAUAAUCCAGUUCAACCACAACAACUACCACUACCAACAACACAACAACCAUUGUCAUAUUCCUCAACACUCUCGUCUCCAUCCUGCUCCACCACAUCCUCCACCUCCUCGUUAGCUUCGUUUGUGACAAGUGAUGAUUUCGUUGUUGACGACGGUCGUAGUGAUCCGCCGACACCAACGCCUUCACUCAAUACGGCAUCGUCGACAGAGGACAUCUAUCUGAGUCCGUUCGGCUCUCCACCAAACUUCAACACAAUUCAUAAGCCAUUAUCCAGCCAACAGAAUUCCAAUUCGAAAUUUGGUGAAUUAGAAGCAGAUCCAUCCGUUGAAGAUGGUGAUGAACAUUCGCAGCAUGCUCAGCAAUCGAAACCACAUCCCGAGCAUAAGCCACAACACCAACAGCAACAACAUAAACAGUCACACCACCAACGAUACCGCAGAAACCGACGUUGAAAAUCCUGUUAUUUUAUACAUAUCUACGCAUAAACAUAAUACUUUUAACUUAGUUUAAAAUAUAGAACGUCUUUGUAAGCAAAAUGGUUUUAAAAUUGUCUGUUAAAUAAUAUGGAUUUCAAUGUAAUUUUUUACUAUUAAAUGUUAAAUAAAUAAAACUUACGAAAA